AGCUUAAAUUCAUCAAAUAAGGUUUUUUUCUCUGGCAAGUAUUUCGUAUGCCAAAUUCAAAUUAUGAAAAGUGUAAUUAUGUAAAAAAAAAAACUAAAAUAAACGGCUGACUUUGUAGAUUCAUUCACAGCCUUUAUGAUUUUAGAAUAAAUAUGUCUAGUGAAGGAUUGGUGAGCUGUGACACCUUUAUUGUGAUGAGGGAUUCAACUGUUAGCGGGGAAACUAUAUUUGGAAAGAACUCAGACAGGCCUAAAGGAGAAAUCCAGGAGGUGGUUUUUAUUCCUUCCAAAAAGAAUGAAUCUAAAACUCUAAAAUGUACGUACAUAAUAGUGGAACAGGUUCCUGCUACAUACGCAGUUUUCCUGAGUAAGCCUGAGUGGAUGUGGGGGGCUGAAAUGGGCGCAAAUGAGUUCGGUGUUGUAAUAGGUAACGAGGCAGUUUGGAACAGACUUAGUGAGUCCUCUCAUGACCUGGUGCCUAGAUUGCUUGGUAUGGAUUUACUCAGGUUGGGACUAGAGAGAAGUAAAACAGCACGUGAAGGUCUAGAAGUGAUUACUGGACUACUGGAGAAGUAUGGACAGGGAGGGCAGUGCUCAAACAUAAUUCAUGAUUUCUCAUAUCACAAUUCUUUUCUUAUAGCUGAUUUUCAGGAAGCGUGGAUCCUGGAAACAGCUGACAAGUUAUGGGCUGCUGAGCACGUGGAGACCGGAUAUAGAAAUAUAUCGAAUUGUAUGAGUAUAACAACCAAGAUUGAUCGUUGUCAUCCCGAUCUUAAAUCCAGGGCUAAAUCUGAAGGAUGGUGGGACGGAGUAUCGGAGUUUAACUGGUCUGAUGUUAUCGGGAACACGUCAGGAGAUCUAGAGAACCCAGGCUCAAGAUUCAGUUGUGGGCGUGAACUGUUGAAGGAAAGAUGUGAAGGAAGUAAGUUUAAUGUUAAAAAUAUGAUGGAAGUUCUUCGAGAUGAAGCCAGCGGGAUCAACAGACCAAGUGGAGAUUUCCCAACAGCUGGAAGCCAAGUUUCCAUCCUUGCUGAGAACUCUGGUAUUGCUGAUAUUCACUGGUUUACAGCUACCUUAUGUCCAACAAGAAGUAUAUUUAAACCUGUUUCCUUCUCUAUGCCGAAUCUUUUGACUGAUGCUACGAGCUCGGAUUCAGAUAAAAGCAAAGAUAGAAAACAUUUGCUGUGGUUCAAACAAGAUGAAUCAACUUCAAAUACAUUUCUUCAAAACAGUAUCGAAGACAAGUAUAUCAAAUCUGCACUGGAAAAAAGAACAAGGGAAAGUUUUGACACAAAUCUGUUUAACAAAGCAGUAGAGGAAGAACUGGCCCUGUAUGCUGCUUAGAAUUAUUAAAAUCAUGAUAAAUUUUCAAAAAUGUUCUUGUUCAGUAACUGUUGGGGCGUUAAUAAAAAUUUUAAAAGACAAAAUAUAUUUUAAUUCCUUGUUAUUUUCUUAUCCGAAGUUUAAUGACAACAUUGACUAAAUAAAAUUUAUUGUCAUGAUAAGGCUCAACUCCUUUAUCUUAAUUCAAACUUGUUAUUUGUCUGAGUUGUUUGUAUUCUAAUAAGUUGCUUUAUUUAAAGUUUAAAAAUUGGUGUCGUAUCGUUUGCACUAAUGAUUGAUCGGACUAACGUACAUUCGCACUAACGUUCAUUUGGACUAACGUUUUAUUUGAUGGUUAGGUUAAGGUUAAGACAAUUUCUGGGCCGAGCGCUGCGGCCAGGACAGGCUAGGGGGCCGAGCGCCUCGGCUAGGACAGGCUAGGGGGCCG
Messenger RNA from Eurytemora carolleeae, 1770 nucleotides. RefSeq names its product secernin-3. Lineage: Eukaryota; Metazoa; Arthropoda; Copepoda; Calanoida; Temoridae. The record is from RefSeq and is a predicted model, not a curated record. Gene Ontology annotation, molecular function: cysteine-type exopeptidase activity; dipeptidase activity. The coding region runs from base 153 to 1343 and encodes 396 amino acids. Gene Ontology annotation, biological process: proteolysis. The transcript is spliced from 13 exons.